CAAACGCUCCGAUCGCAAUGGCCUUUCGCAAUUCGCCCAGCUCGAAUUAUGUAAUCUCGGCCGGCGGUUAACAUCGAACCCAUAAAUUCAUAAAAUGAGUAUUAUUUGUUGUUUAACGAGACGCACGACUUACGGCUUUCUGCCGUUCGUGACUCAGUUUUUCGAAGCCGACAGGCUGAGCAAUGAGACGGCCACGGAACAAAAAGCGGACAAAAGUUCGAUGGAGAAGGAAACCGGCUGGGACCGGUUGAAAAGAAUGUUCCGGGUGGACGAAUUCGGUAAUAUUUCUCACGAAGCCAACGCCGUUAUCCAAGUGACAUCCAUCAGCACCUUCGUGGGCGCAAUCUUGGGCGGGAUAGCGACCAGCAAAGCGACAUACUUGAAGUUUAUGGAAGAGAACGACGCAACUUCGUUCCAGAACCAUUUCGAAGCGAAGAAAAAGCUUCAGGAUAUGAUGAUGUUGAGCUUCGGAAAAGGUUCCGUCAGGUUCGGACUGAGGGCGGGGCUAUUUUCCGCCGCGUUCAUAGGUAGCGCUACGGCUAUUCAAACUUAUCGGGGAGCAUCGGGCGUCAUGGAUUUCGUGUUGGGCGGAGCCCUGGCCGGUUUCCUGUACCGGUUCAACAUGGGCCCGAGAGCAUGGUUGGUGGCCGCCCCUUUGGGCGCCUCCUUCGGCCUGGUCUGCGGGGUUAUCACCCACGGCAUCCUGUCCGUGUUCGGGAUGAGCAUGGACGACAUGCGCUACUGGCAGUACCAGCUUAAGGAAUCCCGGAGCGACUACAUACGGAAGGGCAUGAGGGAGUACCUGGACAAGGAAAACUUGGCCGUCAUCAAGAUGCACGACGAUCAGGUCGGUGAGGCGGGGAAACAUAUCGACAACGUCGACAAAAAUAAAAACCCAGAAUUGUAAAAC
Cylas formicarius (sweet potato weevil) is the source of this 910-nucleotide messenger RNA. RefSeq names its product RPII140-upstream gene protein (gene 140up). The record is from RefSeq and is a predicted model, not a curated record. Gene Ontology annotation, cellular component: mitochondrion. Lineage: Eukaryota; Metazoa; Arthropoda; Insecta; Coleoptera; Brentidae. The transcript has 4 exons. Bases 95 to 907 code for a protein of 270 amino acids.